This is a messenger RNA of Mus caroli (Ryukyu mouse), 2281 nucleotides long. RefSeq names its product immunity-related GTPase family M protein 1. The record is from RefSeq and is a predicted model, not a curated record. Gene Ontology annotation, molecular function: GTPase activity; GTP binding. Gene Ontology annotation, biological process: autophagosome assembly; cellular response to interferon-beta; innate immune response. NCBI's taxonomy places the organism in Eukaryota, Metazoa, Chordata, Mammalia, Rodentia, Muridae. Gene Ontology annotation, cellular component: endoplasmic reticulum membrane.
GAGUCCCCCCCCCCCGCCCCUCGUCCUCCCCCGCUGGACCCAGGCAGGCAUAUCUCAGGUCUAGAAAUUGCAGGACAAAAAGCAAGGUCUGCUCGAAGACCAGAGGCUGAAAGAAAAUCCACGCGAUCAGACCUCGUCUCCUCUCAGAAGGACUCCAGACCUCUGCAUCUCGUCUCUCAACAUCCGGGUCUAGAUUCCAGUUCUGGAUCUCUACAUAGAGAACUUCUGCCGGAAGACAGCAACGUUUUUGUCCUAGGAAGAAAGGGGUGACGUUCCACGAAGGCCACUAACAUCGAAUCACACAUAAGAACUCCUCUGGAUCAGGGUUUGAGGAGUAUUAAGUGAGAUAAGGCAUUCGAAGGAACCAACUCAGAUUCACAGACAGAGGACCUGUGUGCUUAAAGUCUAAGAGUGGAGGAAGAAGCUGAGGAGUGGCUUCCUCAGAGACCCUAAUAAAACCGGAGAGCCUCACCAGGGAACUGAAAGGUCCACAGACAGCGUCACGCGGAUCUUGUCAUGAAACCAUCACACAGUUCCUGCGAGGCUGCUCCACUACUCCCCAACAUGGCAGAGACCCAUUAUGCUCCCCUGAGCUCAGCCUUCCCCUUUGUCACGUCAUACCAAACAGGCUCCAGCUGUUUACCUGAGAUCAGUAGGAGCACUGAAAGAGCUUUAAGAGAAGGGAAACUACUGGAACUGGUUUACGGUAUCAAGGAGACUGUGGCAACAUUGUCCCAGAUUCCAGUGAGCAUCUUUGUGACUGGGGACUCUGGCAAUGGCAUGUCAUCUUUCAUCAAUGCACUUCGAGAAAUCGGCCAUGAUGAAGAUGCCUCGGCUCCCACGGGGGUGGUGAGGACCACGAAGACACGGACUGAGUACUCUUCAUCCCACUUUCCCAAUGUGGUGCUGUGGGACUUACCUGGAUUGGGGGCCACAGCCCAAACCGUAGAGGACUACGUGGAAGAGAUGAAAUUUAGCACAUGUAACUUAGUCAUCAUCAUUGCCUCUGAGCAGUUCAGCUCGAAUCAUGUGAAGCUGUCCAAAAUUAUCCAGAGCAUGGGAAAGAGGUUCUAUAUUGUCUGGACCAAGCUGGACAGGGACCUCAGCACCAGUGUCCUAUCACAGGUCCGGCUCCUACAGAAUAUCCAGGAGAAUAUCCAAGAGAAUCUCCAGAAGGAGAAAGUGAAGUACCCCCCCGUGUUCCUGUUAUCCAGUCUAGAUCCUUUACAAUAUGACUUCCCGAAGCUUAGGGACACACUUCAUAAAGACCUCUCCAACAUCAGGUGCUGUGAACCCUUAAAGACCCUUUAUGGCACUUAUGAGAAGAUCAUUGGUGAUAAAGUAGCAGUCUGGAAGCAGAGAAUAGCCAACGAGUCCUUGAAGAAUUCUCUCGGUGUCAGAGAUGACGACGACAUGGGCGAGUGUCUGAAAGUGUACAGACUGAUAUUUGGUGUAGAUGAUGAAUCAAUUCAGCAGGUAGCCCAGAGUAUGGGGACAGUAGUCAUGGAGUACAAGGCCAACAUGAAGUCCCAAAACUUUCAUACUCUCCGCAGAGAGGACUGGAAACUGAGGCUGAUGACCUGUGCAAUUGUGAAUGCAUUCUUCCGUUUGUUGAGAUUUCUCCCGUGCGUAUGCUGCUGUUUAAGACGCUUGAGGCAUAAACGCAUGCUUCUCUUAGUUGCCCAGGACACCAAGAACAUCCUGGAGAAAAUCCUGAGGGACUCCAUCGUCCCUCCGCAGAUCUAGUGUGAGGGCGGCCUGGUACCCUUCUUCUUCCACGGAAGCCAGGUUACCUUAGAUCUCUUUCCUAGAUCCCUAUUUCUCCACCAGAAAUCAAGAGAUACAAUAAUGCUUCCUGUAAGGGUUUUAGAUUCUCUGAGAGGAGUUAAAAUCACUCAUCUCCCCUGCCUCGAUUCUAAUGCAUUGUUCCACUGAGGGACAGGGACAAGUAGUGAUUAAAAUUCAUUGACCAUGAUUCUUAGAUUUUGAAUAUAGAAAUUUUAUUUUCGGGCUGGAGAGAUGGCUUAGCAGUUAAGAACACCAACUGCUUUUCUGAAGGUCAUGAGUUCAAAUCCCAGCAACCGCAUGAUGGCUCACAACCAUCUGUAGUGAGAUCUGAUGCCCUCUUCUGAGAUGUCUGAAGACAGCAACAGUGUACUUACAUAUAAUAAAUAAAUAAAUCUUUGGAAAAAAAUUAGAAAUUUUGUUUUCAGCUAUUAAAUGUGAUAUAUGUCCAAAUCAAUUUUCCUCUGAAACAAUAAAGUCGGUUCCUCUUCAUUAA